Messenger RNA from Paraglomus occultum, 1516 nucleotides. The record is from the annotation of a GenBank genome assembly. NCBI's taxonomy places the organism in Eukaryota, Fungi, Glomeromycota, Glomeromycetes, Paraglomerales, Paraglomeraceae.
AAAUUUCUUGAGGAAUAGCGAAGAUUCUCGCCCGGUGAACUUUUUUAUGAAGUUCAAAUAUUGCAGUAAAAAAAUUGGUAGUCAAGAUUACGGUUUACGAUUAAGUGAAGCUUUACAAGACGUCCCGAAAUCAGAAAAAUUGUUAAAUUUAAAAAGGAGAUGGGAAGCAGAUGAGUACAGGAAUGACUGGUCUUCCUAUGAAGAUGAAAGAGAGAAACGAAAAGCUGAUAAAAAAGUAAAGAGAAGGAAAUGUAAAGCACAUGUCGCAUUUCAUGAAGAGUUAGACGAAAGACUUGACGGUAAAAAGCUACCUGAUACAACUGUAUCUUCUACCUCACUGGCAUCAUCUUCCAUAUCAAAUCAACAAGAACAGAGUUUUGAAUUUCCAGGAGAGUCACAAGAUAAUGAAGAAGAAAGGGUGGCUUACGAAGAACUAGAGUUACACGCCGAAGAGUCAAUUCGAGGUGAUGAAGAGAAAUGGAUUAUGGGUGAUACUGAUUUGCAUGACGCAUUAACUAAAUGGAAACAAAAGAAAGUUUGGCCGCGUACCGAUUUAGGAUUCUACGACAUAGUAGACGUCACACCAGGAUCAAACAGUGAUUUCGUACGAUCACUACCUAUAGAUAUAGUACACGAAAUAAGACAAUCAAAAUCAUUGCCAACAAUUAAAAUGGAUGAUACGGAUACCAUGAAACAAUAUAUUAUUGAUUUUAUCAAGACAAAAGAUUUUCGUAAGUUUGUAGAUGAGGGCUACAUGAAAACCCGAAUCAAUAAUAAUACAAAAUUCAUAUGGGAUUAUUUGAACCUCCUCGUUGAAUCAUUUGAACGAGACAACGAUCUCGCUGACCAUAAUUUGUCUGAACUAGGAUAUCGUGAAAUCUUUCUCUCACCUCUAAUGCGUAGUCUAUUUCGCGGAAUGCACCGAGAUUUGCAUAUUUACUUUGGUGAAAAAUGCCUGUUUGCUUCAUCAGAGGAUCGCAAUUUGGAAAAAAAUGACGAGGAAGACCGUAGUGCUGGCAGAAAAAUAGACAUCAUCUGGUCUAUGAAACCAACUGAUCUUGAGUUUUCUAUAAGCGAAGUUAGUGGUCCGCCGAAUCAGCACAAUCAUACCCACUUUUUUAAUGAUAAAUUAAAAAUUGCCAAAAUGUUGAAGGUUAUCAUUAACAGGAUCGUAAGAAAGUACGGUGGUGCGGGCAUGAAUUUAGGUUUACUAAAAUUAAAUGAAAUAAUAGUGUAUGAAAUGUCAAUACCUUCCCAUGGAAUAUACGUUUUUUGUGAAGUUUUACGAUCAAAGCUGCCAACAAAUGAAGUCGAAGUGGGGUUAAUGUUACGGUCAGUACCGGCAUUGCUCAAAUUCAGGAAGUUACUUGAAGAGAGUUUAGAUAAUCUGAAAGAUUAUAUUCAAGACGCGUGUACUCGUACACCGGAUGAUAAUGAAAACGCAUGCCUAUUCAUUACACAUACCGAUGUGACUCCCACAGCAAAUAGAACGCAAUCAGAGAAAAAAAAGAAGUAA